GAUAGAUAGAUAGAUAGAUAGAUAGAUAGAUAGAUCUUUAAACUCUGUGUGUUGCUGCACCACAGUGAGUUCUUCAUGCCUGGAAUGAUCGACACCCACAUUCACGCAUCUCAGUACAGCUAUGCCGGCACAGCUCUGGACCUGCCUUUGCUGCAGUGGCUCAAUACUUACACCUUCCCAGUCGAGUCACGCUUCAAGGACCUAGAGUUUGCUCAAAAGGUCUACAGUCAAGUAGUGAAAAGGACCUUACGAAAUGGAACAACCACAGCAUGCUACUUUGCCACCAUACACACCGACGCUUCUCUUUUGUUGGGUCAGAUUGCAAACGACUGUGGACAGCGUGCGCUGGUGGGAAAGGUGUGUAUGGACAGAAACAGCUCUGUAAAGCAUUACAAAGAAACCAUCCAGGAGUCUCAAGAUGAAACUUAUCGGUUCAUCAAAGAGUUCUUGAAGAAAAAGUACCCUCUGGUAAAGCCCGUGGUGACUCCCCGCUUCGCUCCAUCCUGCACAGAAGAGUUGCUCGCACAGCUGGGAGAAAUCGCAAAGAAUAACAACCUGCACAUUCAGAGUCAUAUCAGUGAAAACAUGGAGGAAAUUAAGCUUGUACAGGAGCUGUUUCCUGACUCGGAGUCAUAUACAGAUGUCUAUUACAAACACAGCCUGCUCACUGAUAAGACAGUGAUGGCCCAUGGCUGCCACCUCACCGAUAAAGAGCUGGCUCUGUUCAAGGAGACAGGAGCCUCUUUGUCUCACUGCCCUAAUUCCAACUUUUCGUUGUGCAGUGGAGUGUUAGAUGUACGCAAUGUCCUGAAUCACAAAGUGAAACUGGGGCUUGGAACGGAUGUGGCAGGUGGCUACUCAUCUUCAAUGCUGGAUGCUGUAAGAAGAGCUCUAGAUGCAUCUAAAGUCCUAACCAUCCAGAACCCAGAGCAUGAAACACUUACCUUUGAAGAGGUGUUCAGACUUGCCACACUGGGGGGCAGCCAAGCCCUAUCUCUGGAUGACAAAACUGGAAACUUUGAAGUGGGUAAAGACUUUGAUGCUUUGAGGGUUAACGUGGCGACUCCUGGUGGACCAAUUGAUCUGAUCCAGUGCGACGGACCAAAAAUUCUUUUGGAAAAGUUCUUGAAUGUUGGUGACGAUCGUAAUAUCGUGGAGGUGUAUGUAGCUGGAAGGAAGGUGGUCCCAUUCCCAGAGACAACGUCAGAGUGA
Molecule: messenger RNA, 1212 nt
Organism: Menidia menidia (Atlantic silverside)
Lineage: Eukaryota; Metazoa; Chordata; Actinopteri; Atheriniformes; Atherinopsidae
Source: the annotation of a GenBank genome assembly